CACAGUUUCCAUUUGCUAAAGAUAAAUGAAGCUCGUCAAUUUGCGAAUUCAAGAAAUCUUUGUUAAAGCCUUUUCAUUUGAUUUAUUAUUGAUGUACUACGACCAAAACGAAUCGUUAACUAUAAUUUGUAUUUUGAACUAUUUUUCAAAUAUUCAACACUGAUUGGUUCGCCAAUGCAUUUAUAAAAAUAAUAUUCGAUAAUAAUGUAUUGAAAUAACCUACCCCAUGUAAUUUUGCAAUUUUGAAACAUACUAUUGGACGAAUUAAGCUUGACACAUAAUUCCAAUUACUGAUAAAUUGCGUUGUUCUUUGAAUGAUCUGUAAUUUCAUUUCAACCAGAUAUCAUUUUUUUCAAGUUUCUAUACAUAAAAUAUCAGGACAUUGUGAUAAGGAAAUGACACUAAGUGAUGAAAAUAACGGUGGACGCAAAACAGUUGAUAUUUGUGAUUUAGUACUUGACUAUGUAACACAGUUUCCAUUUGCUAAAGAUGUAAAAUCACGUAUUAAUUUAGAUGAUAUUCACUCAUCUGAUAUUGACUUUACACGUUUACAUAUUACUCAUAAAAAAACAAAAUACCUCUUACCAAAUAUUGUCAAUAGUGAUGCCAAACAAAGUAUUGCAGCGCCACCAACACCUUUAUCGCCAACUCUCAAGAAAAAUCUUAAAAGUCAUGUUCUAUUUUCAUCUAUAUUUACAAACAAAACAAGUGAAACACAGACAAAUCAUUUAAGAACUGAACGUCGAACAAGUUCAUCUUGUCGACUGAGUUUACAAAAGGUUGUUACAAAGGGUGGAAGUAUAAAUUUGCAAAUAGGGCCCCCAAGUAUGUCUGUGCAAGCUAACGGGGGUUUUCGACGUGAAUUAACAAUGUCUAAGAAUAUGGAAGAAGUAUUUGAAGAGGAAUUAAUCUGGACCUUAGAUACAGAGGUCUCUCAUCAGGUGUUUUCUUGGAAAUCUCUAUACGACGGACUACAGCCCUGCACGAAACUGACCUGCAUAUUUUCCGCUGCUAACAUUGGUAGGUGUGUUAUACUGAAUGGCACUGAUUGUAAUCCCGUUCUUCUUUGUUUGGAUCAGUAGAACUAUUGAUUGAUUGAAUUAGAUAAAUUUUUUGACGAAACACAAUGUUAAACCAAUUUAAAUCAAUAAAUUAUGGAGUUUUUUUUACAACAUUAUAAAAUAAAUCAGCUGUCGGAAAUCAUCUGUAUUUUAACUGGUGUGUUGUUUAGAAUUUUAUUGAUUUCUUUAUUUUGAUGUAGUCAAACCAAAAAUUUUCCAUAUGUUUAUAGGGUUAAGUACCAAUAAUUA
Schistosoma rodhaini is the source of this 1310-nucleotide messenger RNA. NCBI's taxonomy places the organism in Eukaryota, Metazoa, Platyhelminthes, Trematoda, Strigeidida, Schistosomatidae. The record is from the annotation of a GenBank genome assembly.